AUGGAUUAUGCAAAGAAAUGUGAAGCCUGUCAAUAUCACGCGAAUUUCAUUCAUCAGCCGCCCAAGCCUCUACAUCCGACCAUAGCCUCGUGGCCUUUCAAAGUAUGGGGGCUUGAUCUGGUCGACCCUAUAACACCUAAGUCAUCAAUAGGGCACUCCUACAUCCUUGCAGUCACUGUCUACUUCUCAAGAUGGGCUGAGGUUGUCACACUAAGGGAAGCUAAGAAAGAAAAUGUGGUGGAUUUUAUCUGCACUCAUAUAAUUCAUCGGUACAGUAUUCCCCAUCGGAUUGUGACAGAUAACGGAAGAUAA
Molecule: messenger RNA, 312 nt
Organism: Benincasa hispida (wax gourd)
Lineage: Eukaryota; Viridiplantae; Streptophyta; Magnoliopsida; Cucurbitales; Cucurbitaceae
Biological process (GO): DNA integration
Molecular function (GO): nucleic acid binding
Source: RefSeq, a predicted model, not a curated record